UUCACUAUCUCUCUCAAAAGGAAUUAAUGGAUAAUGCAAACUGAAUCGGAGCCCGUCGCUAAUGGCGCCAACCCUAACUUCGAAUUCCUUCCUCGUAGGCGUCGCUCCGCAUCGGAGCCACCUCGCACUCCACCGCCGGAGGCUCGCCGUCAAGGCGUUCGCCAAAGCAGCGGCCGGCGGCGACGAAGGAGGCAAUUCCAGCCCCUUCCGGUUCGAUUUCGCAAAAUUGGGCGAUGUGAAGUCGUUGGUGCCGGCGGUGGCCAAUCCGACGUCGGGAUUGAGCUUCGGGAGGCGCAAGGAUCCGGCGACGGUGUUCGUCGCCGGCGCGACGGGGCAGGCGGGGAUCCGCAUUGCGCAGACGCUUCUGCGCCAGGGUUUCAGUGUUAGGGCAGGCGUACCUGACCUUGCGGCUGCGCAGGAAUUGGCUCUUCUGGCGGCUAAGUAUAAGAUCAUCUCUAACGAAGAAUCAAAGAAGCUGAAUGCAGUAAACUCAACUUUUGACGACGUGGAAUCAAUCGCAAAGGCAAUUGGGAAUGCCAGCAAAGUGGUGGUGACGAUUAGUCCGGCAGAGAACGGUCCCUCUGCAGAAGUGACGACAUCGGAUGCAUUGAGGGUGAUUCAGGCUGCGCAGGCGGCGAACGUUGGCCACAUUGCGAUAAUAUAUGACACCAGUUCUGGAAACUCUUCUUCUUACAAUGUUCUUGAUGGGAUCACAUCGUUCUUUAGCAACCUGUUCUCGCGAGCUCAGCCCUUGACGGCUGUGGAAUUUCUGCAGAAAGUUGUGGAGACUGAUCUCGGGUACACUUUGAUUCGGACAAGGCUGACGGAUGACUUCUCUCCCGAGAAUUCUUACAAUGUGAUCGUGUCGAAUGAAGAGUCGAGCGCAGGUGCCGAGUACAAAGUUACAAAGUCACAGAUAGCUUCACUGGUGGCUGAUGUUUUCUCCAAUGUAGAAGCUGCAGAAAAUAAGGUUCUUAACGUUACCACAGAUCCAACAGCUCCCUCAAAGCCAAUUUCCGAUGUUCUUAGAGACAUUCCAGAGGACAACAGGAGAAAGCUUUACGCCGAAGCCGUCGCCAAAGCCAAGGCCGAAGAAGAAGCCACCCGAGCAUCACAAGAACCCGAGGAGGCCACCACAAAGCAAGAACAACAACCCAAAACUCCGAAAGAAGACACUCAGGCUGCAAAGCUAGCAGCCGAAGCCCAAAAAUUAGUCGAGGCUGCAUCAGUCGACGCCUUUUUCACCAAAGCUAAAGACAUCACUUCCGGAUUCUCUUGGGACAGCUUUAGCGCUCAGCUUAAAUCCGCAGUUCAAAAACCUGAGGGCGAGAACGAACCUAAAGUGGAGGUUGCCACAGUCAGGGGACAGGCGCGCGCUCGAAGCCUACCUGCCCAAAAGGCAUUGGUGAAAAAUCAAGCACGCCCGUCGUCUACUAAAUCAAGAAUCGCGCCUAAACCGAAGGCAAAACCGGCGGCUGAGACGAAGGUGGAAACGAGGAAGGUUUUUGGCGGAUUGUUUAAGCAGGAAACAAUCUACGUCGAUGAUGACUAGAUUAUGAUAGUCGGGGAUUUGAGAUUGUAUUCGGUUAAUGCGCGCCGAGAAGCGGCAGCGGCGGCGUUCCGCCGAUAUUGUGCAGAUAGUGUAAACUUGUACACUACACUACACUUAUUGUAUGAUAGGGAUGCAGGCAUAGGUGCUUUUGGAUGAUGCUAAGGUUCUAUUCAAAUUUGUGUAUUUAUGUAUUUUUUGCUUUGGAAAGAGAACAUUUUGUUUGUGUGAAAAUGUUUUGUAAUAUGAAUAAUGUAAAUGGAACACUACAUUUUUACUAUA
This is a messenger RNA of Andrographis paniculata, 1831 nucleotides long. RefSeq names its product protein PLASTID TRANSCRIPTIONALLY ACTIVE 16, chloroplastic. The coding region runs from base 62 to 1552 and encodes 496 amino acids. NCBI's taxonomy places the organism in Eukaryota, Viridiplantae, Streptophyta, Magnoliopsida, Lamiales, Acanthaceae. The record is from RefSeq and is a predicted model, not a curated record. The transcript is spliced from 5 exons.